GCAGCGCCGGCCGGCGGACCCCAGACCCCGCGCCUGCGCAGCGGGCCACAGGCAGCCGCGUGUGUUUCAAAGUUGCACAGGCGCCAUCUGCUCCAACUUGGACGUGGAAGUGGAAGCUUGGCUUUGGGAAGUUCUGUGGGUAGGAGGCUCCUGGGCACGGACUCACGCCCUUCGUUUACGGGGGGAGGGCGGUGUUUUGGGGCCCGUGUCUUGCAGGCUGUUGGCACCUCGCCGUUGUCUUGGCCGCUUUUGUAGAGGAUGGGUGGCUGCUGGGCAGUGUUAGGGGCUGUGCAUGGAGCAGGCCAGACCUUACGGCAGUACCUCCCUCUUGCCCGGUUUAUCUGGCCAGUACCAACCCGUGUCUCAGGUUUGGGUAGGGCUUCUUCCCAGCUGCUUAGCCCUGUCCCGCCUGGCUUGCUCCUCCCUCCCACCCCCCGAGCCAAGGCUGUCUUACUACUGUCUCGGUGGUGGUAUGUUUGACCCAGUGAGACUGUGGGCUCCAGCUGAUUUCCAGCCCUCGUAAAAACCUGGCCUGUUCUUGGGGCUCAGGGUUAUUGAGUGAAUCACCCUUUGGGACACAUCGAGGGCGGUCAGGUAACCAGCCGGUUCAGGGUCACCCAGCUGGAGAGAGGCAGGGAUGACAUUCACACUGAGGCAGGUCACGGGGCCAGGCUCCGCUCAUCUCGGUGUCCUUCACGGCCCCAGCAGGUCUUGGCAGGUCCCUGCUCGGCACUUCGCGUGGCGCCGAGGUCGCGAGACUGGGUGUUCACAGUCUGCCCCCAGCCCACCCUCUCCUGCUCCGCAGCCGGGCUGCGUCAGCCGGCCCCCGCGGGUCCAUGCAGUUCCGCUCAGGCACCCUCUCUGCCUCUCCACCCCUCCGCCCGUCCACUUCUCCGUCUCUCCCUCCCAAUGCCUUACUCCCCUCCGUCCGUCGGUGAAUUCCUGCCCGUCAUACCUCCACUUCCCCUUGCUUGCGCUGGGCUGAAGACCUCUCAACGGAGAGGACCCAGCUUACCGGAGCAACGUGUUUAAGAGUCUGCCUUCCCUGUUGGUCAGAGCUUCUGACUGUCGCGUCCUCACCCUCAGCACAGAGGAUGCCUGCUCAGCGUGGCGUGGGUGCUCACGGAGCUUUGAGACCUUGGAGAUUUGUCAUCACACUAGACAUUUAGACCUAAUAUGUAAAAGAGGAUUUUAGGGAAAUGGGUACGUGUUGUCUGUUAAGGUUUGUUGUAGGGAGGGUAUAAAGUUUUUAGGGUCUGGGUGUAGAAUUCUAGAUUGUCAAGUUGCAAGGACCUCGGGUAGCUUGGCUGGGCUAAUCACCUCAUUUGACAGAUGGGGAAGCUGAGGCCCAGCGCUCAGUCAGUGCUGCAGCGGAGGUGCGAGGAGAGAUGCUGGUGACGGGGGAAGCCAUACAGUGAGGCUGUGCAGACUGGCUGUGUCUGGGCUUGCUUAUGCAAAUGAGUUGCUAAAAUAGGGGGCCUGAGCUGGCUGGCCGUGUUGGGUGCCCGGGGAAGAGUGAUGCCAGCCAGUGUCUUCCAAGGCACGAUUCUAAAGGCUUUAUGUGGAUUUCUUCCCCCCGUCUUGUCAACUGCCUAAUGAAAUAGGGUCUAUUACUGUCCCCCUCUUACUACGUGGAAAUUGAGGCACAGAGAAGUUAAACUAGUCCAAGGUCACACAACUGCUAGGCGGAGGAGCCAGGAUUUGAACCUACGCGGUCUGCCUCCAGAACCUGCAUUAUUUUUUCCCCUUGUGUAUUUUAGUUUUAAAACUUUUCUGUUGAAGUCUAACAUACAUACAGAGAAGUCUAAAUACUGUUGUAUUUAACUUAUUGAUGAUCACAAAGUUUAGGGUCUGUACUCUUAAGCACUCCAGCAAGCCAUGUUUGGCCUUUGAUGUCAGACCCGGUUUGAAUCCUGUUUCUCUUGCUGUGUGACCUUGGGUGUAUCACUCAGCCUCUCUGAAUCUCAUAGUUUCUUGGGUGUACUUGGCAGGCUUGUGAUGAUUAGAGCAUGUGAUAGCUCCUAGUAUGUUUGGUGUUUGGUAACUAUUCAGUAAAUUAUUUGUCUUAUUAAUAAUUAAUAUUAUAAAUUGUGUUGGCUUUGUUAAGUGGACUAUCUUCCGAACCUGUGAGUUGCCUCCCGGUCACUUGACAGUUUUUCCUUGGACCAAGAUGACUGAUGGAAACCUUUCCACCACUACAAAUGGCGUAGCCUUGAUGGGCAUUCUGGACGGUCGACCAGGAAACCACGUUCAGAACCUGCAACACUUGAAUCUCAAGGCACCCAGAUCCCUCUCGUUGCCUGAGUAUGGGCCCAAGCUGAAACUUGGUGCUUUAGAAGAUCGGCACAGCCUCAAAUCGGUGGACUCAGGCAUCCCUACCCUAGAGAUCGGCAACCCGGAACCUGUCCCCUGCAGCGUGGUCCACGUGAAGAGGAAACAGUCCGAGUCGGAGAUCAUCCCUGAGCGAGCCUGCCAGAGCGCGUGCCCACUGCCUUCCUACGCGCCACCAGCUCCCACCAGUGCCGAGCGGGAGCAGAGUGUGCGGAAGUCCUCCACGUUUCCCAGGACAGGCUAUGACUCGGUGAAGCUCUACAGCCCCACCUCCAAAACCCUGAACCGCAGCGACAAUGUCUCAGUCUGCAGCGUGUCCAGUCUCGGCACAGAGCUGUCAACCACGCUGUCCGUCAGCAAUGAGGACAUCUUGGACCUCGUGGUCACGAGCAGCUCCAGUGCCAUCGUGACCCUGGAGAAUGACGAUGACCCACAGUUUACUGACGUCACCUUGAGCUCCAUCAAGGAAACCCGUGACCUACGGCAGCAGGACUGUGUUGAUGAAACUGAGGAGGGGAGGAAAUUGAAAAUAUUGGGACCAUUUAGUAACUUCUUUACAAGGUAAUGCCGUCUUUAUCUCUCUAGAAGAGCCAGGUUAUUCAGUUCAGACCAGUUGCGUUGUUCUCGUCUGCAGUGUGUCCUGUGUUUCCUGCCCACGGAGCAGACACUGUCAUACAGAUGAUUAUGCCGUUUCCAGUAGCCCAGAGUCCUGUGGACUUGUGCGGAGGACUGGUGAUUCUGCUUUCUGAUUCCUCACUGCUGGCUGUCACUUCUGUGUCCCUGUCACUCGCACAGUCUCUUGUCACUUCCUGGCCUCUGGCCUGCUGUGGCUGAAGCUGACCUGUAAGUGGCCACUGUUAGCAAAUCAGCAGCCUUUGUCAGCUUUAUCCUCCGAAGGGCCCUUUAUGCUGAUGACUUGAGUGUCUUGGGCCAAGCGGAGGGUGCUGGCGAGGGUGAUA
Messenger RNA from Physeter macrocephalus (sperm whale), 3290 nucleotides. Its product is annotated as TBC1 domain family member 14-like. The record is from RefSeq and is a predicted model, not a curated record. NCBI's taxonomy places the organism in Eukaryota, Metazoa, Chordata, Mammalia, Artiodactyla, Physeteridae. Bases 2171 to 2896 code for a protein of 241 amino acids. The transcript has 2 exons.